UAAUGGUAUGAAUUUGAGCCCGUGGUAUCUCCGGACAUAAACAUGGCUGUCCCAGUCGGAGUUCCAUCCCUUUCACAGCUGUCAGCGGGACAUGCAACUGUCUAUGAGAAUUUCUUUAGACAGGCGGAUGUGUCAAAUACUGGUCAAAUAGGAGCGUCUGAUGCUGCGGCUUUCCUGAAGAAAUCUGGUUUAAAAGAAGGAAUUCUUCAUAAGAUAUGGGAGCUGGCUGAUCCACAAGGGACCGGAUUUCUAGACAAACAUCGAUUUUUCUUGGCUCUGAGACUGAUUGCCUUGGCACAGAAUGGUAAAGAUGUUUCCCUAGCAAAUCUUAUGUUGCUUGUACCAGCCCCCAAAGUGGGUGAUAUGAUGCCCCCUGCUGUACCUCCCCCACAAGAGAGCACACUAUGGGCAGUGAAGCCAGCAGAAAAAGCCAAGUACGACAAUAUUUUUGAGGGGCUAAAGCCAGUUAAUGGUCUGCUUCCUGGAGAUAAAGUGAAGCCUGUACUAUUGAACUCUAAGCUUCCCAUUGAUGUGCUUGGUCGGGUCUGGGAGCUUGCUGAUAUUGACAAAGAUGGCAUGUUAGACAGUGACGAAUUUGCUGUGGCCAUGCAUCUGGUGUACCGUGCUCUGGAGGGAGAUCCAGUUCCUCUCUCACUUCACGGCAAAGUCAUUCCUCCUUCAAAAAGGAAGUUAAAAGUGUCGUCAUCUGCGCCUUCAUCGCCAUCUCCUAAGGGACUCACUCCACCCUCAGUCAGCAGUUCAGUUCUCUCUGUCACUACCCCACAAGAAACUACUUGGGUGGUUACUAGUGCUGACAAGUUGAGAUAUGAUGCCAUGUUCAAGCAAGCCGAUAAGGAUGCUGAUGGACUUGUUUCUGGAGAAGAAGUAAAGAGUAUCUUCAUGGCUUCUGGAUUACCACAGCAAGUUCUUGCUCACAUUUGGGGGCUCUGUGACAUAACAAACCAAGGUCGCUUGAAUUCUGAGCAGUUUGCCCUGGCUAUGUAUCUUAUUCAUCAAAAGGUCAUGGGAGCUGAUCCCCCUCAGACCUUGAGCCCAGAGAUGGUGCCACCUUCUAUGAGGAGUGGAGGUGCUGUUACUCCUGCAGGAGGAGAGGAGAGGGAAGGUGCAGGUGCCGGAACAGCAAUUUCAGCCCUAAGUGAUUUUUCUGCCAUCAAAGAACUUGACAAAAUAACCAAAGAAAUAGAGGAACUAGGAAGGGAAAAAGCCAGUCUACAGCAUGAAAUUGAAGAAAAAGAAGACACAAUCAGGCAGAGAAAUGGAGAAAUACAAAAUCUACAAAGUGAGCUUGAGAAAACCAAAUUAAAAUAUCAGGAAUUGGAAAAACAAAAAGCGGAGUCGCAAGGCAAACUGGAUGAUUUAGACAAAGACAAAGCCAAAUUAGAAGAAAUGUUAAAGGACAUGAAGCAGAAAUGCGAUGAAGAAACAAAAACGAUAAACAGUUUACAGGCGCAAAUCUCAAAUUCAAGGAAAUCUGCCCUGCAACAAGAAGAAGAGCUUAGCCAAGCUAGGGACGAGUUGAACAAGAUUAGGGAAGAAGAAACAAAGCUUGAACGAGAAAUCGAAUCCAGCAAAGAGCAUCUCGAGACUGUACAAAAACAAAUUAAAUCUGUUCAAGCGGAAAUUUCGCAGGCUAGAUCGAAGGUGUCCACUUUGGAAGAAGCAAACAGUAGUUUAAACGCGAAUAUCGCUCAUUACAAUUCGCUGAUGAACUCUAACAGCUUAUCCAGUGGUCCAGCCUCCAUUCCAGAUUUUAGUCCUCUCUCUGAUGCGUUCGACAUGACACCGACUCCUUCAGAAGCGGAUGCAAUGAGUGUCAGAGCGACGGCUGGAAGCAGCCCUGUUAGUAGUAUAAGCGGUUUUAGUGUUGGAUCUGGUCGAGUAGACGAAGCUGUAGAUGAUUUUAAGGAUACAGAUCCCUUCAAGAGUAAAGAAAAUUUAUUUAGUUCCUCAGAAACAGAAUCUAAUGACCCUUUCCAUGUAGACGACCCUUUUAAAACAGAUCCGUUUCAUUAUAAAAGUGUAUCCUUCGCAGACCCUUUCCCAGGAGAUCCAUUUGAGGGUGAUGAUCUCUUCAAGAGUGACCCUUUUAAGAGUGAUUUACCAGCGAGUGGAGAAUCAAAUGGUACUGGUUCAGGAAUAGCGAAUGGUUUAUCGUCUUCACCAGCAAAAUCAGAUCCCUUCGCCAUGGAUCCUUUUCAAAGUACAUUUCCUAGUAGCAAAAGUCCGACAGAUAGCUUUUUCAGUUCAGAUCCGUUUAAACCAUCUGGAAGUAGUUCGGAUUCCAAGAAAAACACUGAUAACUCACAAGAAAAGGAUUCGAGUCCUGUUAAAGAUCCCUUCAGCAAUCCCUUUGGUUCUGAUCCGUUUGGGUCAUGAUGAAGCGUGAUCGACUGAAGAUAAAAACGACGAAAUGUUUAAAAUCGAAAUAUGAAGAGAAGCAAUGUCUGAAGAAGAUUAUGGCUUUUACCGAGUCCCGUGCUUCAUAGAGUACCACAAAUAAAAUGUCAAGUAUAUAUAUAGAAAAUUAAUGGCAAAAUUGCUUUUCCGAUCGAAAUCCCUUUCAAGAAAUUGUUCUGAGCCCGCGAUUUUCCUAAGAGGUUGCUAAGUUACGUGACGUGUCCUUGUGACGUCAGGCUGUCGUGGCAGCUGUCGGUGCGGUCGCGAGUAUUCGUGCAGCUUUCUGAUUGGCUUAUUAGACUUGAAAACGCUACAGAUAAUUUGACGAAGAUUAACUGAAUAUGGUCGGUUAAUUUCUCCGUCCGCACAAUGCAAGCGUGUUUGUAUUGUUAUAAAAGAAAUAGAGAGUGUUUAGGUCGCGCAUGGUUUGUGAAAUACUGGAAUUUUGAAAGUUAACACGGUUAAUGGAGCAUUAUACGUAAAUGUAUUCUUUUUAUUAAUAAUAUUCAUUUAAGCACUACUGCCACGUUUUCUUCUAUGUAGUUUAACGCAAUCUAGAAAUCAAAGUUGCUUCCGUCAAGCUAGUCAGCCUAGAAGGUUAUUUAUUUGCACUGAUGUGUAAGCGUUUAUUCAAGGGUAUCUCUGCGGAAAAGAAGGUGCUGUAGUAGGCUAGCAGUAACCACAUCAAACGUCUGUAAAGUGAACAUUUAGCUAGACUUCCUUUCUCUUUCUGUUCUGAAGAAUAAUGAUCAGUAGCCUUAGAGCAGGCUCUUCGCGAAGAACUACUCACAGGCUAAAUAAUUAGUUAACAAUUUUGUUGAGGUGUAGCCGAGCGUUCCAUCAUAAGAAAACCGCUUCUUAGACUCGUCCAGGUAUGGAGGAGAUGGAAAAUAGCUAGUUUUGCCCGUCGAAAUGCAAUGGAAAUUUUAUGAAAUUACCGUGCAUAUAUAUAUAGACGUGUGCCCCUUACUUUGUUGUUUUUCGUUAUUUUUUCUUCAUCAUUCUCAGUUAACCCAAGAAACAGUGUACUCCUGCACAGAGUGUAGUUCGUUCUUCAAAAGCAAUAUUGUGUUUUCAGACUUGUUUAAAAUUUAUACAUAGGUAAUCCUCCUCAAGUUAUUUUUACAUCACUGUCAGCUUCGGAAAUCUCCUGAAAUCUUCGGAAAUCUUCUGUGACGCAGAUUUUGCUCACGUUAAAGCUCCAAGAAAACACUUAACGCAACGCGCAUGUUUACAUUAUCCGCGGAAGAACUGGGUACCAUGUCUAAAAAUAACUUGAGAGGGAUUACGACCUUGGGAAUAAGGCCUAUAUGGGGAAUUAACUGUCUCACCUUUCAUGCUCUCUUGGAGCCGGUCACUGUUAAAUUGAAUUGAAAUUGAAUUGUUACAAUAUCUAAGUAAUUUUUCUCGUGUUCAAGAAUAACAUUUAAUUUGAAGGGAACCUGAAAAUAAUUGUUUUCUAAGGUAGAAAACUGAAAACACCAAAGAAGUGCUAAAAUUAAAGCGAAAAUAAACUAGGAUGGUCUACAAAGUUGAAAA
Orbicella faveolata is the source of this 3957-nucleotide messenger RNA. RefSeq names its product epidermal growth factor receptor substrate 15-like 1. Gene Ontology annotation, cellular component: cytoplasm; plasma membrane; clathrin coat of coated pit. The record is from RefSeq and is a predicted model, not a curated record. Gene Ontology annotation, biological process: endocytosis; endosomal transport. NCBI's taxonomy places the organism in Eukaryota, Metazoa, Cnidaria, Anthozoa, Scleractinia, Merulinidae. Gene Ontology annotation, molecular function: calcium ion binding; cadherin binding.